CCACCAUCCAUCCAUCCACCAUGUCCUCCUCCAGAGCCUCCGCCAUGCGCUCGCUGAAGUACCUCUCAGCUCACAGCAAGCAAACCGUUCGCCGUCUUCAUAUGACCGGCCCGGCCACUUUCCCUAGUGCCGCCCUCACUUCUGAGCGCUCUGUCGCUGGCCUUCCCAAGGACAUUGCUGGCCUGCGUGCUGAGUGCAUCAAGAGGAAGCUUCCCACCGCCGGCAACAAGGCCGAGCUCACUAGCCGCCUGACGGCCGAAUUCCAGACCCGGGGCUUCGCCAUUGACACUGCCAACAAGCGCCCUAGCGCCGAAGACGCCUCGUCCGCCCCGGCUGCCACCACUACCCGUCACUUCAACACCAGCAGGACCCUCAAGGCGGUCAAUGACAGCUCCACCAUGGACUUUGCCUACCUGCCCGAGUCCAGCCCUGCCGAAGCUGAACCCUUCCGCCUGCGCGUUCCUCUCCUGCCUGACGUCAGCUUCAAGUCUCGCAGCAGUCAGCAACUCGAACAGGAAGUCGAUGCUCCCGCGCCAAUGCGCCCUGAGAUCAACACUGUCGCGGCACAAGUCUACUCUCCCUCAGCCUUGACUGAUGUCACGGACAACCCGUCCAUUGACUUCCAAGGGCUUGCAAACGCAGUGUCUGCUGCUGCUGCGAGAUUCCGCCCCAACGACAAUGGUUCGGAGCAGGGCAUGAUGAAGCAGAUCUGGAAUGAUCUGUUGGACGACGUGCUCGGUCCUAAAGACACCAAUGGGGCGAUGCCUGCUCAUUAGGGCGGGGUAGCAGAUGGGACGGCCCGGUCCCCUUGUGGAUGUGCCAUUGGAUGGCUACUGUCCAGGAUGUGGUUGGUUGUUGCGUCAGAUGUUGCUCUUGUUUGAGAAAUCCUCGCUUGAGUUUGCUAUGUCGCUGUAAUUUGUUUAAGUUUAUGUAGAUUGCCGC
Aplosporella prunicola CBS 121167 is the source of this 942-nucleotide messenger RNA. RefSeq lists its product as uncharacterized. The coding region runs from base 21 to 776 and encodes 251 amino acids. The transcript is spliced from 3 exons. The record is from RefSeq and is a predicted model, not a curated record. Lineage: Eukaryota; Fungi; Ascomycota; Dothideomycetes; Botryosphaeriales; Aplosporellaceae.